Messenger RNA from Xyrichtys novacula (pearly razorfish), 6446 nucleotides. The record is from the annotation of a GenBank genome assembly. Lineage: Eukaryota; Metazoa; Chordata; Actinopteri; Labriformes; Labridae.
GGCAUCCCAGAUAAAUCUCGCUGAGCUGCGUAACGGAUGUUUGGUGUCCAGCGACUCCUCGUCCGUUUGCACAGUAAACUGUUGUUACUGUGUCAAAAUACACGACGUGUUGCAAGAUAAUGUCGGUAAGUGCGAUUUAUCAACGACAAAUAAGAUUAAUCUGAGGGCAGUGUUGUAUUAAGAGCGUAAACCCAAUCGUCUUGGUCCUUUAGAAAUAUUUUUUGUCAAAGAUGGCGGUUAGCCUAAGUUAGCUUAGCGAGCUAACUCUAAUGGAGUAUGAAUGACCAACGUCCUCUGAUACAGCUAAAGUGGUCAGCAUACAGGCCAGUUCUCAUUUGUUAUGUUUGACCGACCUUUUUCUACUUAUCUAGAUCAUAUAAGUGAGAUAGUUAGUGGUCGAACCGGUCAGCAUUGUCAUGACGCGACGUGUUUUGAAUCAGCAAUGAGAGAGUCUGAUCUGUGCAAAGAUGGCCUGGGAGAUGGAUCUUAUUUUUGGACUGUGCUGGAGUGAGCUAAAGGGUUUUACCUUUUAAAACGUUGUCGAAACCUGCCAUAUCAUUUUCAUCAUAGCAGUUACUUUUAAGAUCUGCAAAAGGGCAAAUGUAAAACUGAUUAGAAGAUACCAAAAUAAAGCGACCAGAUACCACUGUACGUCACCAUUUCGUUGAGUUUUUGGCGUUAAAGUACUAACUUAUUAUUAAAAUAUCACUUCAGGGCAGUGCAAAUGUUGCUCUGCACAUUUAAGGUUGACGAGUAAAUAGCAGUUGUUAGGUCAGUGUAGGACGAACUGAUAAUCCAGUAGAACAGGUUGAGUAAUAUUACACCAAUUUAGUUCACUUUGUCGCCCAACUAACCUAUUUCAGCAUAAACAUCUGGUUUAGUAUCAAGAAUAAAUAGGCAUGAUAUUGAAAAGUCACGUUAUGAAAUGGUGCUGAUCAUCAUUAACAGUGUUGGUCUCAUUUACAGUAGAAGAAGAACACAGAUUAAUCAGUUACCCAAUGUAAUGUAUUGUAGUAUUUUUUUGAUUAAAUAUACAUACAGUGCAAAAGGAGUAGGUUGAAGCUAUUUAGCUUCUAUGUACCUACUCUCAUUUCUUCCUAUUUGUUUAACUUUUACAUGUCUUUAGAAUUUCUGAUGUUGCUAAGAAAUUACCAAAGCUCUAAAGUCUUGCACGAAUGUGUAACUAAUCAUUAAUACUAAAGCAAAGACCUUAUACAUCCGUACCUAUAUACACAUAUCUACACAUAAGUUUGUUAAAACAAAAAUCACUUUUGGAUGUAUUUUUCAAUCAUACUCUGCUUUAAUUUACUUUUAAACUGUGCUAUAGUUUUGCUUUGUUUAAGAUCACUGGGCAAGUAAUAUAGUAAAGCGAUUGAUGGCAUUUUGAGAUAAUCGCCUGAAGCUUAUUAGAAACACGAGCUAAAAUAAAUGGUGGGACUGGGACAUUUAUCCAGAACUUUCUUGUUGUCAUUCUUAAUGAGCCAAUACCAGGGGCAGCUAAUUAUUAUACAUCUUAAAUCAGUUUCAGCAGAUUUUUUUCCCCUUAGUUUUAAGUACUUAACUGUGUAGUCUGUCAAAUAAAAAUGCAAACCAUGGCAUGAUACUGGGUUUCAGCCAAUCUGCUCUCUAUAUGUUGGCACUGGACGUUGUGAGACCACUAUCAGUGGACCUGUAGCAUCAACAGUUUCUUACAAGGUUAUAAGGCUUAUACAUGCCCUUGAGAGGAAUUCAAACUAGUCUAUUAGCAAUAAGUGAGCACACUAUAUUGCACAGAUUUGCAAUCAAUGUUUUUUUCCCAUUUUUAUAUUAAUUUCUUUUAGGCGAGUGACAAUGACUCUGUCGAAUUGACCAGAACAGGCUCCCCAGUUCAUCCCAGAAAAAAACACAGCAUGGAGUCAUCGAGAUCUCCAAGAACCUCUAAACACCACCAUUCACGAUCAAGGUCACGCUCCAGGGACAGAAAACGUAAGUUUACUAAACAUUCAGUUCACAUAGAAAAAUAAUACAUCAAUACUCACCAGAUGUAUCUAUUGAAAUGUUUUAUUUUGAUGUUGUUCUUGAUUUUUAUUCGCAGUCAUGUGCACCCAUAGUCUAAUGGACAGCUCUUUGCUUUCUCUUGGUUUCAGGUGACAGGAAAUACAGAAGGAGUCGUAGCAGGAGCAAAGAGGUAAUUAAUACUUUAUUUCUAUGAUUAGAAACAGAUAUGUUAUGAUUUUGAGGGUCUUAAGUUGUAUUUCUUAUUGAUUUUGGUCAAGGUGAGUAUGUUUUGUUAGUUUGCAAAAGCUACUAUAAGCAGAGUUAAAACAAAAGACAUAGAUGAGCUUGCUUCAAUGGAAGGGCCCUUUUUACCCUCCCAAAGUUGACAUGUCUCAUUCUAUAUGUGUCAUUGUUUGUUGCCACAUUAAAUGGUGAAGAGUAGAUUUCUUUAUUUUAUUUUUUUAUUAAAUCCUGUGUGUAGAUCACAUGAUAACAUUUCUACAAUAAAUCAUACUCAGCGUGCUAAUGCACGAAGAGACUGAACAGAAGACCCUGCUGACAUAGCAAAAUAAUAUGUCUACUACUGGGACAGGUAACUAUCUGCCAUUUAAACUCUGUAUGUCUCACACUUUCAGUAGAAACAUUUUGAUUUACCCUUGCAUCUCUUUCAGCUAGGGAUGGGCAUAGUUAAACUAACUGAAGUUUGAAUCCAAACAUAAACUCAUUUAGAUUUAAAGGUAUUUAAAGCCAGACCAAUUUUUCGGUCUUAAAAUUGAUAUCUGACAUUUGACUAACGACGACGUCUCCUGCAAUUAUGAUACUAUCGUAUUUAAACUUGAGUGGUUACUUGGUGAAAUUAACCACAGGAAAGUACACAGGUGGAAAUUUCUGAUGAAGAAAUACAUAAUUGUCAAAUGAUUAACAUGGUUUCUGCGGAUUGGAUGACAUGAUUUGUGGAAAUGUAAAAGCGGGUCAGAUGCCCAUCCCUAAUUUAACUUCAGUGGUUUCAGGUUCAAAGCAUUUACUAUAAACUGACGAUACUGCUAGAUUGCCAGUUUUUCACAAGUAGCUCUUCAUUUCUUAAGGUUUGCAUGCACACAGUUCAGCAACGAGAGGUUCAAACAUGCAGGUUUGAUUAAUUCUUACAUUAAUAUUGUAAUUUGUGUAAACCAACGAAUCAGAAAGUGGCCACUCUCGCAAUCAUGGUCUCAGAAUUGCCUUCUAGAAAUGUUACACAAUGUUAAGUGAAUUUGAAAUGACAAGGAUUUUUUCAGCCUUUCAGAAUUUGUUACAUACCUUCUGCCAUAAGCCAUGGUACUAACUCUUUUUGUUGCACUAUUUUCCUGAAAGAGACAACUUCUUCUUAAAACAGGCACGAAAGAGGGACUCAGAGAAGCCAUCAAAAUCACACAGAAAAACAGAUGAGCAGCAAGAGCCAGAGAGACUGUCGGUAGAGAAUGGAGAGGAGCGGUCCAGGCGCAAAGACAGGAAGGCUUCAAAAGGCCGGAGCCUGUCCAGGUCACACUCCAGAGAGAGGUUUGUAAGAUGAACAAACACUGUAUGUUUCUUCAUUUAUUAAAAAUAGUAUUUAUUGCUAAAGUCAGUUGAUCUUAAUGCUUUCAGGCGGCAUCACAGCAGAAGUAGAGACAAGCGGCGAUCACGAUCACGCAGCAGGGACAAGAAGAAGAAGGCCAGGUCUCGCUCAGGUUCUAGGUCCAAACAUCGUCAUCAUAGCAGAAGUCGCAGUAAAAGCAGGUGGGUUGGAUGUACAGGGUUAACUUUUCUCGUAGAAAUGAAGUGAUGAUAAGUUUUUCUUGUGCAUAAAUGAAACUAUUUCUACGUUUAAUUUACAGUAUUUUGUCUCCUUUAUUUUUCCACCAGGGAGCGAAAGAAAAGGAGUGAGAAAGUACGCAAAAGGAGUCGCAGCAGGUCUGUUAACACUCCUGCAUUUCGAGGUCGAAACACGGCAAUGGAUGCACAAGAGGCCCUGGCCAGAAGGCAAGGCAACAGCUUACAGGGAAUUUAUAAAACACUGUGCUGUACAAAAAACUAUUAGAGAAGCAAAAUCUUAAUAUUUCAUUCAUUUUGGUGGAUCUGAAAAUAAUUUUAGAUCACCAGAUGAAUUUAAAAAUGUAUUUCUUUCUUUUUUUUUAAUUCGUGUUUGAACCACCCAAAGUUUUAGGCAAGCUGCAGUAAGUAAACAACCAAAGAGCAGUUCAACAACCAAAGCUACACCUACAUAUAGACCAAACAGCCUGUGUGAAGCAGGCUAACACUUAGUUUUUCGAGGAGAAAUAUUAAAUAUUUUAGACUGGCCAGGUCUCUUUUCUCACACAGAAAAUAAAAUUCAGUAGCUCAAGAAGGGGCUGAAGUAAGGAAGCUGCAGUGAGCCUGUAAAAGCAAAAUAAUAAAUGUUUGGUGACUGUGUAGAGAGAGAGUAUUUUGUGUAAAGAACAUCCCUUUAGUUAUUUUGUAUCCUAAUCUGUCACCAUAAUUUUACAUUACUAAGAUGGGGAUGGACUAGCAGCACAUUUGACAAAUGUUUUAGAUGAACAGUCUUUUGCUGUCAUAGAAACAGUGUUACACUUUCUAAAAAUUGUAAAAGUAAAUCACAUUGGUUGAAAAACAAGGAAAUCAGUGGGAAGUGCUGGUGGCCUUGGUAUCUCAGACACAGACUAUGUAACUUUUAACGUGCACAUUUGAAGUCUGGCUGGGGACUUUUGUUGCAUUUUGCUCUGACAUCAUUUUGAGUCUUUCUGUCCCUGUUGAACUUAAGAAAAAAAAGGGUAAUUCCCAUUUUAAGUUUGGCAUAUGUCUCCAACAUGUUAUUUCAUUAACAGGCUGCAUUUUUAGUCUUUAUAAAAAAAACAGUAAGCACAGCAGAGCUUUAACCAAUGUUGAAAGUGAUCUUCACUCUUUUUCUGUCCAGACUAGAGCGAGCGAAGAAACUGCAGGAGCAGAAGGAAAAGGAAAUGUUUGAGAAGCAGCAGCAGCAACAGCAGGAGAUAGCUGCAGGUGAGAGACGAUGACUUAGUCAUGUAGUAAAACUUUGAUCUUUUAGUCCGUCAAUGACUAACGCAGAUCUGUCUUUGUUUUCAGUGACUGCACCCAUUGCAGUAGCUGCUGCUGCUGCUGCGGCAGCUGCUUCAAACCCGGGGCUCAAUGUCGCAGCACUGUUGGCUUCUGGGACACAGGUCACACCUCAGAUUGCUAUGGCAGCACAGAUGGCCGCCCUUCAAGCAAAAACCCUAGCAGAGACCGGCAUUGCUGUGCCCAGCUAUUACAACCCAUCUUCUGUAAAUCCAAUGAAGUUUGCAGAGCAGGAGAAAAAGAGGAAAAUGCUAUGGCAGGGAAAGAAGGAGGGGGUAAGAUUGAAACUUUAAAUUUCUCUGUAUCCACUAGUUUUACUUGUGAUGACUCCUCUUAUAACAUCUAAAAAGUCACAAAAAUGCAAGUCAUAAUCCCACUUUAAAAUUAUAAAAUUGACUAUGAUAGAAUGGUGUUUCAAUGCACAAUGUUUGUAUGAUUCUAAUCACUUCUGUUUAAACUCAAAGGACAAGUCCCAGACAGCUGAGUUGUGGGAGAAGCUGAACUUUGGAAACAAGGACCAAAAUGUUAAAUUUCGCAAACUAAUGGGUAUAAAAGUAAGUCCCACUUUUGUUUCCUCAAUCAGUGCUCUACUUAAGUCCUCAGCAUGAGCUUUUUUUAACUUUCAAAUUUCCUAAAUUAUAUUUCCUUUUGUCUUUGUAGGGGGAUGAGGCAGAGACUUCCAAACCACUAAACGAUGAGGGCAUAAAGACCCUUCAGAAGCAGGAGGAGAUGUUCAGGAACCUUGAUGUUCAAUAUGAAAUGGCUCGUUCUCAGACUCACACCCAGAGAGGAAUGGGCCUUGGUUUUUCCUCCUCCUUCUCACGUGGGAUGGAUUCCAUCUAGAGCCAGACAUCGCUGCCUUUUGCCACUCAUGUUAUUAGUACAGGACCAUGAACUCAUUGCUUGCCUUCAAGCCUGCAUGGAUGUUGCUCUGAAUAUGUAAUUUAUUGACAAACACCUUGCAUACUGGGACAUUUUAAUGUAAAUAGCCAGACACUGAGUUGGCCUCAGUGUUUAAGGGUCUGAACAUCUUUGCAAAAGGAUGCAUCAGAUGGACUUGUUGAUGCUGGUUACAGUUAGACGUGUGUUUGAACAUUAUGGUAGCUUUUUUUAACCUCAAAUAUAUUAAUUUGUGAUUGUUUGAACAUACACUGAAUACGAAGUGGUUCAAGUGAACUGUUUACAUUCAUUCAAUGAAAGUAUCUGAAGUCAGUGUAGAUUAAUCUGAAUCCCCAACUUACCUGCUGAUAUCACCACAGUGGGUUGUAAAUGUGUUGUCUUCAUAAUUGCCACAGAUACAAAUGUGCAGGAUAAGAGGAAUCACAUGUUUCAGAUGUUGUCGAAAAUAAAUUACUUUUGUGUUGAACAAGGUUUUUUUA